Myripristis murdjan (pinecone soldierfish) is the source of this 682-nucleotide messenger RNA. RefSeq names its product NADH:ubiquinone oxidoreductase subunit B10 (gene ndufb10). The transcript has 4 exons. Lineage: Eukaryota; Metazoa; Chordata; Actinopteri; Holocentriformes; Holocentridae. Bases 92 to 607 code for a protein of 171 amino acids. Gene Ontology annotation, cellular component: respiratory chain complex I. The record is from RefSeq and is a predicted model, not a curated record.
GUUAAGUCUUGUACGCAUGCGCUACCGCUAAAGGAGAGCUGUCGAGGUCGAACUGUAGGAUUUGCCUGUGUCUUCAUCAAAAUAAGGCAAAAUGCCUGCAGACUUUGAUAAAGAUGCAUAUCCGGAGCCUCCUCGCCGGACCCCAGCGGCGGAUAAACAGACAGCUCUGCCUAACCCAGCCCUGAUCGUGUCCAAACUCUUCUACUACUCCGUGGACCUCCCUGUCACCACAUUCAGAGGUGUUGUGGACAGCAUCCGAGCCAACAACAAGUCGGUGUAUUACCACCAGAAGUUCCGCCGUGUCCCCGACCUGACGGAGUGCCAGGAGGGAGACUACGUCUGCUACUACGAGGCUGAGAUGCAGUGGAGGAGAGACUAUAAGGUGGACCAGGAGAUAGUGAAGGUGGUCCAGGAGCGCCUGAGGGCCUGCCAGCAGAGGGAGGGACCCAGCUACCUGCAGAACUGUGCCAAGGAGUUACAGCAGUUCAACGACGUGACCCAGGCCUUCCAGUCACGCUAUGGAGACCUGGGAGCCUAUGCCAGCGGAAGGAAAUGUCUAAUGAAGCAGAAACAGAGGAUGAUGGCAGCUCAGGCCCAACAAGCUUAAGCAUACAGCUGUUCUAUUAUGGUUGAGUUUGUCCCGUGUAAUAAUUGUAAAAUAAAUCUUAUAAAUUACAUGUCA